Messenger RNA from Mizuhopecten yessoensis (Yesso scallop), 749 nucleotides. Its product is annotated as peroxisomal NADH pyrophosphatase NUDT12-like. Gene Ontology annotation, molecular function: NADH pyrophosphatase activity. The transcript is spliced from 2 exons. The annotation marks the transcript as partial. NCBI's taxonomy places the organism in Eukaryota, Metazoa, Mollusca, Bivalvia, Pectinida, Pectinidae. Gene Ontology annotation, cellular component: cytosol. The record is from RefSeq and is a predicted model, not a curated record. Gene Ontology annotation, biological process: NAD+ catabolic process; NADP+ catabolic process.
GUGAGGCUCUAGAGGACACCUGUCGACGAGAGGUUUAUGAGGAGAGUGGAGUGCGGGUUGGCCGUGUCGACUACCACUCAUCACAACCAUGGCCCUUCCCUUGCUCCCUCAUGCUGGGCUGUUUAGCACAUGCUACCUCUGAGAACAUCAAGGUUGGCGAGGAUGAGAUGGAAGAUGUACAAUGGUUUCGUCGGUCUGAGUUGGUCCAGAUGCUGACAAAGCAGCACCCGCAGGGACUGUAUAUACCCCCAGAACAGGCCAUUGCACACCAGAUCAUCAAAGCCUGGGUCAGAAUGACUGCCAACCUCUGAUGUAUUACAUUAACAAUCACAAUCAGUUUUGUGCUUUAACUGAUAUAAACAGAACCAAUUUACCUAAUGAAGUACAUGCAUUCAUUUUUGUUACCUCACUUAGGAUUUAUACAGUAGAUUGGAGGAUAAACAGAUCACUUUGAUCGGGGAACCAAAGAGUCCCUUUGAUUUGAGGAUGUAAAGUCACUACAAUGUAAUGGUCACAAACAUGCUCAAGUGGACUGUUUUUCCCUUGUUAUAUAUAUAUAUUGGAAUAAUUUUAAAUACCUGAACUGUUAAUGAGAUAAUUGUUGAUCACACAAAAUGAAGACUUUACCUAUAUUUUGGAAACAAUUCUGUUUGAGUUUUGUUUAUAUUAUACUGUGAUACAAAAACUGCUAUUAUAAAAUUGAGUGGUAUAUAUUUUGUCCCCUUCAAAUAAAGGAAGGCAUAUUAGUA